UCAUUGGAACCUUGUCCAGUGCUGUUUGUUAGUGAGCAAGCUAGCUAUUAUACUUUGCAUACUUGGGUAAAUACGUCACCCACGUGACGUCCGUAAACUUUAUCGUACAUACGCCCAGCAUUAUCCUACUGCGACGUUGCUAAUAAUUCCGUGAAAUUUUUGGAUUUUGGAUUUCCAAACGAAAUGGCAUCCCACGUUACCCGGGAUGCUACCGGGGCCGGACCGUCUUCCAGUGGACGAGCCGACCAGGAAAGAGUCGUCCAGAUGCAGGCACAAGUCAAUGAGGUCGUUGGCGUGAUGCGCAACAAUGUCGCUCUGAUGUUGGAAAGGGAUCAGAAACUGUCGGAAUUGGAUUUACGUGCAGACGCUCUUGAACAAGGAGCUCAUCAAUUUGAGAGACAAGCCGUCUCUUUAAAGAGGAAAUUCUGGUGGCAAAAUUUGAAGAUGAUGAUCCUUCUCGUGGUUGUGAUCAUCGUGGUCCUUAUCGUGAUUGGAUUCGCAAUUUGGGGCGGGUCGAAAGGAUCGGGCAGCAGUAAUAAUAAUCCGGCUCCAUCAAAUCGAACAGUUUCAGGAUUGGACGGGGACGAUGACCCGCCGAAGUGAUGCUUUCAAUAGUGACUGGUCAAAAAAACUGCAAAAAACUGCAUAUACAUAUACAUAAAUACGUAAUUGUUGAUUAAAUUUCAUUUAAUUAUUUUUUCGGAGUUGAUCUUGUACUUGAUUUGCAUUGCCCGAAAAAUGAUUAAAAUUUAAUUUGUUUGCA
This is a messenger RNA of Folsomia candida, 763 nucleotides long. RefSeq names its product synaptobrevin-1. Bases 184 to 603 code for a protein of 139 amino acids. Lineage: Eukaryota; Metazoa; Arthropoda; Collembola; Entomobryomorpha; Isotomidae. The transcript is spliced from 6 exons. The record is from RefSeq and is a predicted model, not a curated record. Gene Ontology annotation, cellular component: plasma membrane; SNARE complex. Gene Ontology annotation, molecular function: SNAP receptor activity; syntaxin binding. Gene Ontology annotation, biological process: vesicle-mediated transport; vesicle fusion.